CCCGCCAACCAACUGAAAAGGAAACUGAAAAAAAAAAAGAACAAAGAAAAAGCAGCACAGAUCCACUGACCGUUCGCUCACUCUUCUCGGCCUCCUUCAACGACUCUGGUUUACAGAAUUCAAUUCGUUUGGCACAGCCUUCCUUCGGAUUAGGGUGUUAAUGGCAACCACAGCUUGUUUUAUCAUUGUAAGCAGGAACGACAUCCCUAUAUAUGAAGCUGAAGUUGGAUCAGCUGCUAAAAGAGAAGAUGCUGCUCAGUUGCAUCAGUUCAUAUUACAUGCCGCUUUGGAUAUUGUUCAGGACAUUGCAUGGACUACUAGUGCCAUGUUCUUGAAAGCAAUAGACAGAUUUAAUGAUUUGGUGGUGUCAGUAUAUGUUACAGCUGGUCAUACACGAUUGAUGCUGCUUCAUGACUCUCGUAAUGAUGAUGGAAUUAAGAGCUUUUUCCAAGAGGUUCACGAGCUUUAUAUAAAGGUUCUUCUUAAUCCCCUGUACUUGCCUGGUUCUCGCAUUGCAUCAUCACACUUUGAUACAAAAGUCCGUGCCCUUGCACGAAAAUAUCUGUAGGGGUCACUAAUUCUGUUGGGGACAAGCUCAAGUGGUUCUGGGAGUGAGUUGCAAGUCUGAAUAGCCUGAGUUCAAUCUCCCCUCUUUCUGAUCCUUUGAUCUUUUUUAUAAGCUCAAAUGCUCUUUAUGAUUUUAAUUCAUGAUUGUAAGGGGUUGUUAUUUGUUCUUUAUACAUCAGAUUUUCCCCCCUAUCUGUGCAUUAAUCACUAGUAUUGAAUAACUUUUGGCUGGUGUAUAUUAGUCCUAAAUUUGUUGUCAUGGAAUGCUGCACUGCAAGUCUCUACUUUUGCCAGUUUGGAGACAACGUCUCCAUCUCUUGUAUCUACUGAUUUGAUUUGACGAUUAAAAAUUUAUAGGAUAUGUUAUAACAA
This is a messenger RNA of Quercus robur (English oak), 939 nucleotides long. RefSeq lists its product as uncharacterized. The coding region runs from base 161 to 568 and encodes 135 amino acids. The record is from RefSeq and is a predicted model, not a curated record. NCBI's taxonomy places the organism in Eukaryota, Viridiplantae, Streptophyta, Magnoliopsida, Fagales, Fagaceae. The transcript is spliced from 6 exons. Gene Ontology annotation, biological process: endoplasmic reticulum to Golgi vesicle-mediated transport. Gene Ontology annotation, cellular component: cytoplasm; nucleus; TRAPP complex.